Mytilinidion resinicola is the source of this 3300-nucleotide messenger RNA. RefSeq names its product ATP-binding cassette sub-family G member 2. Gene Ontology annotation, cellular component: membrane. Lineage: Eukaryota; Fungi; Ascomycota; Dothideomycetes; Mytilinidiales; Mytilinidiaceae. The record is from RefSeq and is a predicted model, not a curated record. Gene Ontology annotation, molecular function: ATP hydrolysis activity; ABC-type transporter activity; ATP binding. The coding region runs from base 1 to 3300 and encodes 1099 amino acids. The transcript is spliced from 3 exons.
AUGCGCCGCACACGAUGGAGCUCCUCUCUCCUGCCCCUUGCUGCCCUCCUGUGGCCAGCGGGAGCCCAAAAGACACACCGCAACUAUUCCACUCCGGUUGACGACCUGCUCGACGCGCCCUUCUCUCUGUACGAUGACCGGCCAGAUGGUUGCCCCCCGUGCUUCAACUGCAACCUGGAAGACUUCGCCUGCCACCAGUUCGCCCCGUGUAGCAAGGCGAAUGGAAAAUGCACCUGUCCACCUGGGUUCGGGGGGGAAGACUGCUCCGAUCCAGUCUGUGGAGGGCUGUCUGAUGGCAAAGACAGAUCGCCCCGACAGGACCGAUACUGCAACUGCAAAGAGGGCUGGGAAGGCAUCAACUGCAACGUAUGCAAGACUGAUGAUGCGUGUAACGCUAUGAUGCCCGAAGGCAAGGACGGCGUCUGCUAUAGAGAAGGCCUUCUGGUCAAGGAGAACUACCAGAUGUGCGACAUCACCAAUCGAAAGAUCCUCGACCAGCUCAAGGAUCAGAAGCCUCAGGCAACCUUUUCUUGCACCCAGGAGAAUGAGGAAUGUAACUUCCAAUUCUGGGUCGAUCAGAAAGAGUCGUUCUACUGCGCUCUGGACACGUGCGUCUGGAGUGCCUCCGCCGAGACCAACCGCAACACUACACAAUACAAGUGCGAGAACGUCAAGUGUAAAUGCAUCCCGGGUCGGAUGCUCUGCGGAGAAGAGGGCUCCAUCGACAUUGGAGAAUUCUUAGCCCAGUCAAUCAAAGGCCCUGCCGAAUUCUCGUCAAUCUCGACCGAGGGGGGUAGCAAAGAGGAUGGUAGCAUUUUCUCUGAGCCGGCAAUGAAUGACCUGAUCUCGAGCGUUUUCGGCGACACGAGUAUCUUUCUCAGUUGCAAUUCUGGAGAGUGCCUGCACAGGACGGAGUUGCCAGGCUACGAGCGCCCGGUCAAGAAGAUCAACACGCCACUGAUUGCAGGCGUCAUCGCGGGCUGCUCGCUUUUCGUCGUCGCCGUAGUUCUCACCGUAUGGUAUCUUUCAAGGAGAGCCGAGAGGAGGAAAUGGGGCGCCAUCCACUUGUCUGACGACGAAGAAGAUGAGAAUGCCAAACUGCUAGCGGACCAUAAACCAGCUGCGCUCUAUUUCCAGAAUGUGGCCUACCAACUGAAUGGGAAGCAGAUUCUUUCUGGUAUCACUGGAGCUGUACACCCGGGCGAACUGUUAGCCAUUAUGGGAGCAUCAGGCGCAGGAAAGACAACCUUCCUUGAUAUCCUUGCCCGGAAGAAUAAGAGAGGUGCAAUCAACGGGGACUUUUAUCUCAAUGGCGAGAGGGUCAUUGACGACGAAUUCAGGAGUGUCAUUGGCUUUGUCGACCAAGAAGAUACUAUGCUUUCCACGCUCACCGUACACGAAACCAUACUUGACUCUGCCCUUCUCCGACUUCCAAAGGAGAUGAGCCGCACAUCCAAAGAGCAGAAGGUUGAGGAUGUGGAGAAACAACUCGGCAUUUAUCACAUCCGGCACCAGGUCAUCGGUUCCGAGGAGAGCGUACGAGGUAUCUCCGGAGGCGAGAAGAGGCGUGUUGGGAUCGCCUGUGAACUUGUCACAAGUCCAAGCAUACUUUUUUUGGACGAGCCCACGAGCGGUUUGGAUGCGUUCAACGCCUUCAACGUAGUUGAGUGUCUGGUCAGCCUUGUGAAGAACUACAAUCGGACCGUCGUCUUCACGAUCCACCAGCCACGUUCCAAUAUCGUCGCAUUGUUCGAUCAAUUGAUCCUUCUUGCGAAGGGAAGGACAGUGUAUUCCGGCCCUUUCUCGAGCUGUCAACCAUACUUCGACGAUAUCGGGUAUCCUUGUCCUCCAGGGUUCAACAUAGCGGAUUAUCUGAUAGACCUCACCAUGCACGCUGGAGCAGCUCAUCCACCUAUCGACGAAGACAGUCCUAUGUUUGCCCGGGACGGGCUUCGUACCAGCGCUAGUAGCGCUAUUGCCGUCAAAUCCAUACCUAGCAUCUCCAGCAUUGGAGCUGAGGCUACCGGGAGCCCUAGCGUUUCUAGUAUUCGACCUAAGGGCAAGCGGCGGACCUCAAUCAAGCAGCAGCAGGAGAGGGAGCUUUUCACGAGGAAAAAGAGCAACGCUCCACCAGAUGGUACGACUACCCCAAAGAAUGAUGAUGAAGUUCCACUGCUUGAUCCGCGCGAGAGCAACGUUCAGUGGCUAAAAUUAUCCCGUCAACAAGGUGCACCUCCUCCUCAGAUUCUCGAAGAUCCCGACGAGCUUCCUCCACCAGCGAACGGGGGCACCGGAACAAACCUAGACACUCUCGUGGUCGCAUACGCCACGUCCGACGUAGCUGGAUCACUCCAUGACGAUAUCUCGGACGCUAUCGCCAACGCAAACGAGGCAAACGGGACGCCACCUGGCGAAUAUGCCAACGGCGUAGCGAUCUCCGGCAAAGUGAAAGGAUUCCGCAAGGUUGGCUGGUUCGGACAAUUCGCAAUUUUGUCCCUUAGGACAUGGCGCAAUCUGUACAGGAACCCUAUGCUGAUGCUCACGCACUACGCGAUUGCUAUCGUUCUUGCCGUAUUUCUUGGGUUCCUGUUCUAUGGCCUCACAGACGACAUCAAGGGCUUCCAGAACCGGCUAGGUCUAUUCUUCUUCGUGCUAGCUUUAUUUGGCUUCAGUACGUUGACCGUUUUGACCGUCUUCGCUCCAGAGCGCCUUCUCUUUACUCGAGAACGAGCGAAAGGAUACUACUCACCGGUGUCCUACUUCGCGGCCAAAGUGCUUUUCGACAUCGUGCCAUUGCGUCUGAUACCGCCUAUCAUUCUAGGCGCGAUCGUGUAUCCUAUGACUGGUCUGAUACCAGCCUGGCCAGAAUUCUUGAAGUUCAUCCUCUUCCUCGUUUUGUUCAAUCUGGCCGCCGCUGCCAUUUUCCUUUUCAUCGGAAUCGUGUUUAGGAACAGCGGAGUAGCGAACCUGAUUGGUAUACUAGUCAUGCUUUUUAGUCUCCUCUUCUCGGGAUUCUUCCUCAAUCAAGAAAGUAUCCCCAUCGCUGCUAAGUGGCUUCAAUUGCUUUCGAUUUUCCACUAUGCCUUCGAGGGCCUCAUUGUCAACGAAGUUAAAUACCUCAGUCUCGUCGACCACAAAUAUGGACUGGAUAUCGAGGUUCCAGGUUCUGCUAUCCUUAGCUCUUUUGGAUUCAACGUUCUAGCUUUGUGGCGCGACUGCAUCAAUCUCGCGGUAUUUGGGGCGAUAUUUGUCGUCCUAGCUUAUGCUGCUAUGCAUAUACUUCUGCUUGAAAGGCGGUAA